AUGAGGUCUCUGAUCUUGACCAUGUGCCUCCUGGGCCUGAUGCUGUGGCCUGCUGCCCUCUCUCUGAAAAUAUGUGCCUUCAACGUGCAGUCGUUUGGGGAGGCCAAGGCCCACAAUAAGAAGGUCAUGGAUGUGUUGAUCAAGAUCAUUGCUCGCUGUGACCUGUGUCUAGUCCAGGAAGUUCGCGACUCCAAAGGAAAAGCCAUACCGACACUCGUGAAACAUCUCAACAAAUUUGAUAAAUCUCAUUCAUAUGCUCAUUUAGAGAGCAAAAGACUGGGAAAGACGACCUACAAGGAGCAGUAUGUGUACAUAUACCGGCAAGAUGUCCUGGAGGUAAAAGAUCAUUACUACCUACAGGAGGGAGGAUCCAAUCUCACCAAGCUCUUCAGCCGGGAGCCCUUCAUCAUCCGGGUCCAGUCCCCUUCCACUCUGGUGAAGGAUUUUGUCCUGGUGGGACAGCACACAUGUCCUAAGAAUGCCAUGCAGGAGAUUGAACAGCUCUAUGGGGUAUACACGGAAAUCAGCAAGAAAUGGAAAACUCAGAAUGUGAUGUUUCUGGGGGAUCUCAACGCGGGCUGCAGCUACAUCACAGUGAAGGGCUGGAAGGCCAACCGCCUGAGGAACGACCCCAAGUUCCGCUGGCUGAUUGGAGAUGAAGUGGACACCACCGUGCGAGAGAACACCCGCUGUGCUUACGACAGGAUUGUUGUUCAUGGAAAAGAGCUCAACUAUGGGAUUGUUCCUGACUCUGCUCAGCCUUUCAACUUCAAGAGGGAGUUUCAGCUGUCAGAGGAGGAGGCAUUGGAGAUCAGUGAUCACUACCCAGUGGAAGUAGACCUGAAACCCAGUCACCGCUACAUGCUACGCAGUGAGCUCUGAUGCUGCUGUCACAACAUGACUGCCGCACAGCUGGCCAAUGCACACACAUGCACACGUGCAUUGCACACAGAGAAAGGGAAGUACCUCUGUGCACAGUACAUCAGUGGUUACAACUGCUGGGGCAGUAACCUUCUGUGAAACAAUUGAUGUACUGUGCUUACAAAAGUCCUUGUUAGAUAAUCAUGUACCUUCUGAGGUACAAUAUAUGUGAUUAUAAAGGGUCUGCUCUGUACCCUGCUUGAUGCAAAACAAAACCGAGAGCACGGUUUUGUUCCAGGAGGUAAUAUAUUUUAUCUUUUGUGUACCUGCUCUAUUUUAUCACUGUGUGUGUAUGCAUUAGCUGUGACAAAAGUCAUUUUUAUACAGAAGAAAGGAAAGAAGAAAGGUCAAAUAAAAAUGCA
This is a messenger RNA of Engraulis encrasicolus (European anchovy), 1283 nucleotides long. RefSeq names its product deoxyribonuclease I-like 1-like (gene dnase1l1l). The coding region runs from base 1 to 882 and encodes 293 amino acids. Lineage: Eukaryota; Metazoa; Chordata; Actinopteri; Clupeiformes; Engraulidae. Gene Ontology annotation, biological process: DNA catabolic process. Gene Ontology annotation, molecular function: deoxyribonuclease I activity; DNA binding. The transcript is spliced from 8 exons. Gene Ontology annotation, cellular component: nucleus. The record is from RefSeq and is a predicted model, not a curated record.